AUGCCAGGGAUUGUCGUGUUCCGCCGGCGCUGGUCUGUAGGCAGCGAUGACCUGGUUUUGCCAGCCGUCUUCCUCUUCCUCCUGCAUACCACCUGGUUUGUGAUCCUCUCUGUGGUGCUCUUUGGGCUGGUGUACAACCCCAACGAGACCUGCUCGCUUAACCUGGUGGACCACGGCAGAGGCUACCUGGGCAUCCUGCUCAGUUGUAUGAUCGCAGAGGUGGCAAUCAUCUGGCUCAGCAUGCGAGGCAGUAUCCUGUACACAGAGCCCCGGGACUCGAUGCAGUAUGUGCUCUAUGUCAGACUGGCUAUCCUGGUGAUUGAGUUUGUGUACGCUAUUGUGGGCAUCGUUUGGCUAACGCAGUACUACACUUCCUGCAAUGAUAUCACAGCAAAGAGUGUCACUUUGGGAAUGGUUGUGUGCAACUGGGUUGUCAUCCUGAGCGUCUGCAUCACUGUCCUGUGCGUCUUCGACCCGACAGGCCGGACCUUUGUCAAACUGCGCGCCACAAAGCGGAGACAGCGCAACCUGAGGACGUACAACCUGCGACACCGCCUGGAAGAAGGGCAAGCCAGCAGCUGGACGCGCAGACUCAAAGUUUUUCUUUGCUGCACACGGACAAAAGACUCUCAGUCGGACGCCUACUCUGAAAUCGCCUACCUUUUUGCUGAGUUUUUCCGAGACCUUGACAUCGUCCCAUCUGACAUCAUUGCAGGCCUGGUUCUUCUGCGCCAACGGCAGCGGGCAAAGCGCAAUGCUGUGCUGGAUGAGGCAAACAAUGACAUUUUAGCUUUUCUGUCUGGGAUGCCAGUGACCAGGAACACAAAAUAUCUGGAUCUGAAAAAUGCGCAAGAGAUGCAGCGGUACAAAGAGGUGUGUUACUACAUGCUGUUUGCCCUGGCUGCCUAUGGCUGGCCCAUAUACCUGAUGAGGAAGCCCACAUGUGGACUCUGUCGCCUGGCCAGAUCCUGCUCAUGUUGUUGUCUCUGUCCUUCACGUCCCCGCUAUGCACCUAGUGUCACCAUUGAAGAGGAUAAUUGCUGUGGCUGCAAUGCCAUUGCCAUCCGGCGCCACUUCUUGGAUGAGAAUAUGACCUCAGUGGACAUUGUUUACACAUCUUGCCACGAUGCAGUUUAUGAAACGCCUUUCUAUGUGGCUGUGGACCAUGAUAAGAAGAAGGUGGUCAUUAGUAUCCGAGGAACUCUGUCUCCAAAAGAUGCCCUGACUGACCUAACUGGGGAUGCAGAGCGCCUUCCGGUUGAGGGUCACCAUGGAACCUGGCUGGGACACAAGGGAAUGGUGCUAUCUGCUGAGUACAUCAAGAAGAAAUUGGAGCAAGAAAUGGUGCUUUCUCAAGCUUUUGGACGAGACUUAGGGAGAGGAACAAAACACUAUGGCCUGAUUGUGGUUGGUCAUUCCCUAGGGGCUGGCACAGCUGCCAUCCUGUCUUUCCUCUUGCGUCCGCAGUACCCAUCGCUGAAGUGCUUUGCCUAUUCUCCCCCAGGUGGGCUGCUGAGUGAGGAUGCCAUGGAGUAUUCAAAAGAGUUUGUGACUGCAGUCGUGCUUGGCAAAGAUCUAGUGCCCAGAAUCGGUCUCUCUCAGCUGGAGGGAUUUCGUCGGCAGCUUCUGGAUGUUCUUCAAAGAAGUAACAAACCAAAGUGGCGAAUCAUUGUGGGUGCUACGAAGUGCAUACCCAAGUCAGAGCUCCCUGAAGAGACAGAAGAAAAUUCGGUAACGAGUAAUCGCCUCUGGACCCAUCCCAGCGACCUGACUAUCGCCCUGUCUGCAAGCACACCACUCUACCCACCUGGCCGCAUCAUCCAUGUGGUGCACAAUCAUCCUGCAGAGCAGUGCUGUUGCUGCGAGCAAGAGGAUCCCACUUACUUUGCUAUCUGGGGUGACAAUAAGGCGUUUAAUGAAGUGAUCAUCUCGCCAGCGAUGUUGCACGAACACCUCCCAUAUGUGGUCAUGGAAGGGCUCAACAAGGUCUUGGAGAACUACAACAAGGGGAAGACAGCUUUACUUUCUGCAGCCAAAGUGAUGGUGAGUCCUACAGAAGUGGAUCUCACCCCAGAGUUGAUCUUCCAGAGUCAGCCCUUACCUAGUGGACCCUCAGUGCAGAUUGGAACAGGAGCCGUAACAGUGGACAGAAGGAACAGCAGCACUAAGAGCAAGUCCCAUUCUGAAAUUAGCUUGGAGGGGUUUUAUGAGACAAAGCCACUUUCUCCUGUGCAAAAAGACCCUGUGGAGCUGCUUCUCCUGGAUACAAAGGAGCGUCUGUCUGUGGAGCUGCAGGACCGUCGUGCCCCUCUCGCGACCAUGGAGAGCCUCUCGGACAAUGAAUCCAUCUACAGCUUUGAUUCAAGGCGCUCCUCCGGUUUUCGGAGCAUCCGGGGCUCCCCCAGCCUCCAUGCUGUCAUGGAGAAGGAUGAGACGCACUGCUUUUAUAUAGACCCUGCUAUUCCUGAGGAGAAUCCCUCCCUCAGCUCGCGGACAGAGCUGCUGGCUGCUGAUAGCCUCUCCAAACACUCCCAGGAGACUCAGCCCCCUGACAAUGUGCUCAACAGUGGUGGCACUACCCCUCAGCGACGCUGCAGCGAGGAGGGAGCCAGCAGUGAGGGGGACCGCGUUUCCUUAGCCCCUCGUGAGGAGCUGUCCCUCCAGAAUGGACGGCUCACUGAUGUUCCCAGUCCCCAAGUGCUGGAGUUUGCUGAGUUCAUAGACAGCCUCUUUAACUUGGAUAGCAAAAGCAGCUCCUUCCAGGACAUCUACUGCAUGAUGGUGUCAGACAGCUCCAGUGACUUUGCAGAGAUGCCCAAGUCUGUCAGCGAUCAGGAGAUCCUGUUGAGGGCACAAUAUGAACCCAACCUAGUCCCAAAGCCCCCGAGGUUGUUUGCAGGCUCAACAGAUCCUUCGUCGGGCAUAUCUGUCUCGCCCUCUUUCCCCCUUAGUUCAUCCGGAGAACUCAUGGACAUCACUCCCACAGGUGUGAGCAGCCAGGAGUGCCUGGCCACUGACAAAAUCCGGACUUCCACCCCCUCUGGGCAUGUAACCAGCCCUGCCAAGCAGGACGACCUCAUGAUUUCGGCCCUCUAGUGCAGGGUAAAGGGGUGCGGCUCUGAGAGCUGA
Molecule: messenger RNA, 3129 nt
Organism: Gavia stellata (red-throated loon)
Lineage: Eukaryota; Metazoa; Chordata; Aves; Gaviiformes; Gaviidae
Gene: DAGLA
Product: diacylglycerol lipase alpha
Exons: 19
Coding region: 1-3096 (1031 amino acids)
Biological process (GO): lipid metabolic process
Cellular component (GO): postsynaptic membrane; dendrite membrane
Source: RefSeq, a predicted model, not a curated record